Bathycoccus prasinos is the source of this 3153-nucleotide messenger RNA. Its product is annotated as valyl-tRNA synthetase. Gene Ontology annotation, cellular component: cytoplasm; cytosol. Gene Ontology annotation, biological process: valyl-tRNA aminoacylation. NCBI's taxonomy places the organism in Eukaryota, Viridiplantae, Chlorophyta, Mamiellophyceae, Mamiellales, Bathycoccaceae. The record is from RefSeq and is a predicted model, not a curated record. The transcript has a single exon. Gene Ontology annotation, molecular function: ATP binding; aminoacyl-tRNA deacylase activity; valine-tRNA ligase activity. The coding region runs from base 1 to 3153 and encodes 1050 amino acids.
AUGACGCUACUGAACGCUACGGUGGUCACUCUCAUCAACAGAGCGGAAGGUUCCAUCGCUUCGUCGUCUUCGUCUUCGUCAUCGUCUGCUUCUUGUUAUCGUUCGAGUCGGAAGGCGACGAUGUUGCGUACUAAGCGCGCGCAGGUUUUGCGGCGAAUCAAUGUGACGGCGACGAAAAGCGCAAAAACUCCCCCCUAUCGACAGGUUGCUCCUGCGGCGGCGAUGAUGAUGAAAGCGACCGUGCGAACGCGAGGCAUCGUCAUCGCCUCGACGCGCAAUUAUCGAAGGGUGGGGUUGACUACCGUCGCCGCCGCUGCUGCUGGGGUGUCGCCGGGGAAAAAACACGGCGAUUUGCCUAAAAAUUUCGAGCACACGGACGUGGAGGAACCUUUAUAUAAAAGAUGGGAACAGUCCGGCGCGUUUAAACCGAAACCGAACGACGAGAAGGAACCGUUUACGAUUCCGAUGCCACCACCGAACGUGACUGGAGCGUUACACAUGGGUCACGCGAUGUUUGUGACGAUUCAAGACGUGAUGAGUCGAUCGAUGCGGAUGCGAGGACAUCCGACGUUGUGGUUGCCGGGGACGGAUCACGCUGGGAUCGCGACGCAGCUUGUCGUGGAGAGGCAACUGGAAAGCGAAGGUCUGUCGAGGAUUGGUGUUGGGAGAGAGGAGUUCGAGAAGAGAACGUGGAAGUGGAAGAAAGAGUACGGGGAUAGGAUUCAAAAUCAGAUUAAACGUUUAGGCGCGAGUUGCGACUGGAGUCGCGAGCGAUUCACCUUGGACGAUAACUUAAGCGAAGGCGUUUUGGAAGCGUUCAGUCGAUUACACGAACAAAAAUUGAUUUACAGAGGGUCGUACAUGGUGAACUGGGCGCCAAAAUUACAAACAGCGGUGUCGGAUUUAGAGGUGGAGUAUAGCGAUGAACCCGGAUUUUUGUUUCACUUCAAGUACCCGUUGGAAGGAUACGAGGAGGAUAACACGAAGUUUUUACCGGUUGCCACGACGAGACCGGAAACGAUCGUCGGGGAUACCGCCGUGGCCGUGCACCCAGAAGAUCCGAGAUAUAAGGAUUUCGUCGGCAAAUUCUGCGUCGUUCCUGGAACGAACGGGAGGAAAAUUCCAGUCAUCGCUGACGACUACGUCGACAUGGAAUUCGGUACGGGCGCGUUGAAAAUUACGCCGGCGCACGACCCGAACGAUUACGACAUGGGUAAAAAACGCGAUUUGGAAUUUAUCAACAUCAUGAACAAAGACGGGACGAUGAGUGCGAACGCGCAAGCGUACGCUGGUUUAGAUCGCGCCGAGUGCCGCGUGAAAAUAUGGGAAGAUUUGGAAAAAGAUGGCUUGGCGAUUAAGAAGGAAGAUUACGAAACGAGAGUGCCGCGAUCGCAAAGAGGCGGCGAGGUCAUCGAACCCAUGGUGUCCGAGCAGUGGUUUUGCAAGAUGGAAACUAUGUCCACGCCAGCGCUGAACGCCUUGAAAACAGGCGAGUUGACGAUUGUCCCUAAACGUUUCGAGAAAGUUUACGAGACCUGGCUGAGCGAUUGCAAGGAUUGGUGCAUCUCCAGACAAUUGUGGUGGGGUCAUCGCAUCCCGGUGUGGUACGUUCACGAUAGCAUAGAAGAUUUACAGAAUGCAAAGAAAGGCGAAGGUAAAGGCGCGUCGAAGAAGUACGUCGUGGCGAAGAACGACAAAGAUGCACGAGCCCAAGCCGAGGCGAAAUACGGCGAGGAGAUUAUUUUGUACCGAGACGAAGACGUGUUGGACACGUGGUUUUCGAGCGGUUUGUGGCCGUUUUCAACCAUGGGUUGGCCAGAUGAAAACGCUCCAGAUUUCAGGAAGUAUUUUCCAGGGUCUGUGUUGGAAACUGGACACGAUAUUUUGUUCUUUUGGGUGGCGAGAAUGAUCAUGAUGUCCUACGGCAUGACGGGUAAGUUGCCGUUUCACACGGUGUAUUUACACGGUUUAGUUCGAGACGAACAAGGAAGAAAGAUGUCGAAAUCGUUAGGCAACGUCGUCGACCCGUUGGGAGUUAUCGGUGACGUCGGAUGCGACGCUUUACGAUUCACCUUGGCGACUGGUACCAGUCCCGGACAAGACUUGAACUUGAGUUUGGAACGAUUGAAGAGCAACAGAAAUUUCACGAACAAAGUUUGGAACGCCGGUAAAUUCGUCUUGUUCGCCAUGGAAGAAUUGAGCGACGACGAGCGCAUAGAGAUUCAAAAAAUGUCCGAAACGAUUGCAUCUUCGGAUACUUCGUCCUUAUCGCUUUCCGAGCGAUGGAUCAUCUCCAAAUUGCACCAAACCGUCGAUCAAGUGACGAAAUCUUUGGACAAGUACGAUUUCGGCAUCGCCGGUCGCAACGCCUACGGGUUCUUCUACGAUGAUUUCGCGGAUUGGUUCAUCGAGUCUAUUAAAACUAAAUUCAACAACAAAGACGAUCCAGAAGGGAAGAAACGCGCGUUGGCGGUAACUUUAUACGCGUGCGAUAGCAUUUUGAGACUGUUACACCCGUUUGUACCUUACGUCACGGAGGAGAUUUGGCAGGCGUUGCCGCAUUCGGGCGAUUUGUUAAUCUCGCAAUCGUGGCCGGAAACCGACCAGAAGAAAGAUGAUGCCGCGGAACAAUCGUACGAAACACUGAGAAGUGUCGUCACAAAAAUUCGAAACGCGCGAGCAGAAUACAACGUCGAACCGGCGAAGAAAAUAGAAAAUUGCACGAUUGUCGUUAAAGAUUCCUCGGCGUUGCUUUCCGAUUUGCAAAGCGAAGUGGCCGUCUUGUGCUCGUUGGCGAGAUUAGACCCGGCGUCGACCACGGUCGCGUCUUCAGCUCCUGCCGAUUGCGAGCAAAACCCGUCCGAUUACGUCAACGCCAUCGUCGCCGAUGGCGUGGAAGUAUUCUUAUCCUUAGCCGGCUUAGCGGAUCCAGCGAAAGAGUCUAAACGGUUGAAGAAACAAGCCGAAAAGUUGGAAAAAGAUUUGAACGGUUUGAACGGACGAUUGAACUCGGAGGCUUUCUUGAGCAAAGCUCGACCGGAUGUGGUGGAAAAGGCGCAAGCUGAGGCGAAAGAGUUGAGGGAACAGUUAGCCGCGGUUCAGGCUCGAUUAAAAGUUAUGACAGAUCUAUUAGCGACAACCGCAUCCAAAUAA